Messenger RNA from Leptosomus discolor (cuckoo roller), 1309 nucleotides. NCBI's taxonomy places the organism in Eukaryota, Metazoa, Chordata, Aves, Leptosomiformes, Leptosomidae. The record is from RefSeq and is a predicted model, not a curated record.
AUCUGGAUGGACUAAGCCAACUGAGUUACCAAGACAACCUAUCCUAUCGUGAAGAUGACCACAUAUCUGUUGAUUCAAGAACAACUGAGAGUAGGGGCGCUGGACAGCAUAAAGCACCUAGGAUGGAGUCUGGUAUUGCUGAUGGCAUUAGACAGCAAGCCACAGAAGGACAUUUGGAAAUGGAGACAGCAUUUACCAACCAGGGAUUUGAAGUAAAUGGUGCUACUGACAACUCAUCGGCUUGGACCCCUGAGGAACAUAGUGAAGUGAUCAGUGUACCAGCUCAUCAUGGUGCUCAUGAGCCCAUCUGUAAAUGUGGUGAUCUAGAUGUCAUCUUCAACUAUAAAGCCUCAAGUCAAAAGCUGGUAGUUACUAUCCUGGAGGCCAGGGAUAUCCCAGACAAAGACCGCAGUGGUGUGAACACCUGGCAAGUGCACACAGUCCUGAUGCCUAGCAAGAAACAGAGGGGUAAGACGAGUGUUCAGAGAGGACCCAUCCCCAUGUUCAAGGAUAAAAUUACCUUCAGUAAGCUGGAGCCAGAGGAGUUAAGCAGCCACGCCAUUCGUUUCCGCCUCUACGCGGUGCACAAGAUGAUUGGAGAGAAGAUGAUGGGAGAGCAGUUGUUCUACCUGAGCAACAUCAGCCAGGAAGGAGAAGUGAAGGUGACGUUGGUCUUGGAGCCAAGGAGUAACUUGAGAAGUGCAGACUCUCAGCUUAGUCUGUCAGCAAUCUCUCACAGUGAUAGCGCUUCUUCAACACAGUCCCUGUCACAUGGAGGGGUGCCAGAGCUGCUCGUGGGAUUGUCGUACAAUGCCACUACGGGGCGGCUGUCAGUGGAGAUGAUCAAAGGCAGUCAUUUCCGAAACCUCGCAAUUAAUAGGCCACCUGACACCUACGGAAAGCUCUGCCUGCUCAACUCUGUGGGUCAGGAGAUGUCUCGCUGCAAGACCUCCAUCCGUCGAGGACAGCCCAACCCUGUCUACAAGGAAACUUUCAUCUUCCAAGUUGCCCUCUUCCAGCUCUCUGAUGUCACGCUGAUGAUCUCCGUGUACAACAGACGCAGCAUGAAGCGCAAAGAGAUGAUUGGCUGGAUUUCUAUGGGUCAGAAUAGCAGCGGAGAGGAAGAGCAAAGUCAUUGGCAGGAAAUGAAGGAAUCGAAGGGGACGCAGGUCUGCAGGUGGCACACACUACUGGAGUCCUAGCAGUUACCAGGGCAGCCUGCGGGUCCUGGGACUAUGGGCUGUCUUCCUUUGUUCUCAGUCAGCAGAAAACAACUAUCCCAUGGCAAGCACCGUGCUCUGGCAGGUCA